Saprolegnia parasitica CBS 223.65 is the source of this 1263-nucleotide messenger RNA. RefSeq lists its product as hypothetical. The transcript is spliced from 4 exons. NCBI's taxonomy places the organism in Eukaryota, Oomycota, Saprolegniomycetes, Saprolegniales, Saprolegniaceae. The coding region runs from base 1 to 1263 and encodes 420 amino acids. The record is from RefSeq and is a predicted model, not a curated record.
AUGCGCUCAAGCAAGCACGUAUUGGCGUACUUGACGGACUGGGCGCUGCCGACGCGACAGACAGUCCUCGACCUCCCGCCGCAACGCCGUCCCCUCCCACGCGGCCUGCCCCUUUGGCGCCCGCAACUGCUGCGACAGUCGACGCCGCUUCAGCUUGGGCUACCGCUUCUGUGUCUCGGUAUCGCAUCGUGGCUUCUCCACAACUGGCGCGUUGCGCUUCUUGGUACGUGCCUUGGCUAUUGCGUGCUUCGGGUCCACUACAAGGUGCGCCUCCACUGGCGAGUCUGGGCGCGGCUUCCGUCGCUCGCCUAUGCGCUGCCGCUGCUUCUGCGGCUUCUCGGGCAAUACAAGCUCUUUGUCUUAGUGCACGCGGCAUGGCCUGUCUCGUGCUUCAUCGCGAUGGCUUGCACGUGGACUGCGUCGCCGCGGGCCCGCAUGUGUCUUCUCCACGGCUCGAUCUUCCUCUACUAUGUGGUGUGGCACCAAAACUGGCACGACGUGGCUCGGUUUCUGGCGCCGCUGGCAUUCGACACGGCCGGGUACUGCCUUGGGCACGUGUCGACCGCCGACCUUCGGUCCGCAGCACAAGCCGCUUUCGCCGCCAUUGACGUGUCGGCGAUCGAUCUCAAUGCGAUGCAGACGCUGCACUUUCUGCAAUGGGCGCUUGACUAUUGGCAGCAGCCGACGACGUUUACGUAUACCGAUCUCAUUGCGUCCGUCGCUGCGUCGCAUGACGCAGCCCUGCGAUAUUUCCACCCGCAGCUUCGAGAGAUCGCUACCGAGGUCAACACGGCCGCGUUGGCCGUGUACAUCCACUAUCUUCUGCAGGCCCUGCAGCCGCCUAAAGCCGUUGCCGUCGCCCUCACAAUCUGUCGUGACGGCUCGAGUGUCCUUCUGACGGCCCUCUUGUUGCUGCAAGGCACCGUGCCCAUCGCGUUGGUGCCGUUUGCAUGGGCACAGUGGCCGUGCCUCGUCGAGCUCUUCACGCUAUGGCGCCAAGGCGGCGCCGACUGCGACAGCCUCGACUGGAUCCUUUUGCGAUCGCCACUGCUUCGCGUCUGGACCAACAUCAAGGCUGCUGCGUACUGUCUCGAGUGCGGUGCUACGGCAGCGCGGGCUGUGGCCGCGGCAAGUGCCGCUGCGACGGUCGCCGUCAAGCUCCGGUCGCUGGUCGCUGCCGUUGGGAAAGCGCGUGCCGAGGGAUGGAGCGUCCACUGGGACGCCGUGACGGACUCGGUCUUCUCCAUCUAUGCGGCGAGGUAA